AUGAACAUCCUCGAGCUACCGCAGGAACUCCUAGGCCAUAUUCUAUCGUUCCUUCAUCCCCAAGACAUCAUCCAUUUCUGUCAAAGCAACAAGCGAGCUCAAACCUUCGCAAGCCCGCGGAACCAAGUUCUCUGGCGUUCGGCCUUCUUGCACAUUUUCGACGACCCCAAAGAUGCCUGGUCUCUAAUGCCCAAUGCGGCCUCCCUCCUCAAGGAUUGCCAGUGGGACUGGCACGUCGAACUCGUGCGGCGGUUGUUAGCACUACGAGCCAUCCGGUCCAAAUGGUGCGUCGCCGACGAGGCGUGGCGGGCCAAAGAGCACAUCAACGCCCUACUCAGCAUUCUCGACACGGCCAAGUUCGGACCCGAUGAGCGCGACAACGCCACUGGUCGCCUCCCGCGCGAAGACGACAGGUACUUAUCGCUCAACCUGCAGGUUUUGUCCAACGUCGACUCGUUCCGUGACGGGCUAGAGAAUCUGAUCCACGACACCGAUAGGGUUCUCUACAUGCGGCACACCGGCGGUAGCAGCGACGACAACCCGUGGACAUCGCCACGCCGACCCGUCACGCGGUCCAUGAGCUGGUGGGCUGAGAACGAAGUCAACCGGCCCGAGUGCGCAUCCAGACUGCACGUGCUGUUCGGACUGACAGUGCGCGAGCGCAUCGAGCACCGGGCGCGGGGGGCAGCACGCCGCAAGGUGUACGACUGGUCCCUCACCGGCGCCGAUAACGACUACGGCCCGUUCAAGCGCGACGGCAGCGGCAGCGUGGACUGGAGUCUGCUCGAAGGCGUGCACAGCGUCAUCGCGCGCAACUUCUCCAUGUGCGUCGACGGCCACAUCUCCAUGCCGCAGGGGUUUCCGUUUUCGAUCCCGCACCGCACGCUGGUCCGCUCGGACGCCCCGCGCGACUGGGCUAGGGUCUCCGGGUCGUGGCUGGGAACCUACUCGUUCCUCGACUACUCAGACCUGUUCGCGUACAACAUGUGGGAGACCCGCAUCGGCCCGCGUCCGACACUCGACGACGAGCCCGAGGCCUGCGGCGACCUCAUGAGGCUGGACUUGGAGCUGGACGACUCCCUCGCCGACGACCCCCGCCUGCAUAACUCCCUGGCGAUAUCGCACGACGUCCCGCCGUUGUACUUCCGCGGCACAUCUCGCGCCCACGCCGGCAUGUACCGACCCACCAUCGCCGUGCGGGGGUGCGCCAGCCUCGUGCCUGGGAACAGGGAAGUCCGAUGGCGCUUCAUCAUCAGUUACAGCGGCCAGGACCAGUGGCAGCUCGAGGGCGUUCAGCCCGGGGGGAUCCGGUCUGGAGGCGUGUUUGGCCUGUGGACACAAUGUGAUCAUGAAAUAAACGGGCCAGUCGGACCGUUUUGCUAUUUCCCCGCGGAACUGUGCAAAUCGACUAGUAUCGUGCUCGCCUCUGAUUCGAACGCUUAG
Messenger RNA from Exophiala spinifera, 1443 nucleotides. RefSeq lists its product as uncharacterized. The transcript has a single exon. Gene Ontology annotation, molecular function: protein binding. Lineage: Eukaryota; Fungi; Ascomycota; Eurotiomycetes; Chaetothyriales; Herpotrichiellaceae. Bases 1 to 1443 code for a protein of 480 amino acids. The record is from RefSeq and is a predicted model, not a curated record.